AUGGAAACGGUAGAGCCAUCGUACCAAACGGAGGCCUCUGACGUCUCGGUGACAUCAGACAAACCUCUGAUGUUGUCGACCAGAAGUAAUACGCUAGAUGCCACAAUGUGCAUGCUAAACGCGCCUUGUGGUGUGGUAGGUCUCAGGCUUAUGAGUGUCGAUGAAAUUCUCAAAAUUCUCAACAAUAGAGAAUCCAAUGAGGAGGGCAGUCUUCAGCAGCCCUCCUCGUUGGAGUUGAGAACUUUGGCCUGCAAGCAUUGCAGUAGGAAGUUUUCGACUUUGCAAGCACUAGGGGGCCACCAGAACGCCCACAAACAACAGAGGGCAUGGGUCAAGCACCGCCGCGACAUGGUGGACAUGACGGGUGGCGCUCCCCCACCGCCGUGUGGGUACCCCUACUACCCCUACCCUACCAAUAGGUGUUUGCUUGGGGUUAGGUCAAAAUCCAAGAUUCAAAAACCCUACUCUAAUCUAGGUGGAUUUCUUAGUUUAGGAGGAUAUCAUAAUCCUAUAAUUAUUGAUGAUGGAGUAACAAGCAAGGCCAAGGAUGGUGAAAGUAGCGGCGGUGAUCAAUGGCUUGGAUUAAGAGUUGGUGAUGGCGGCGGCGAUCAACAUGAUGCUUCAGGGAUUGAUUUGGAGCUUAGGCUUUGA
This is a messenger RNA of Salvia hispanica, 651 nucleotides long. The record is from RefSeq and is a predicted model, not a curated record. Lineage: Eukaryota; Viridiplantae; Streptophyta; Magnoliopsida; Lamiales; Lamiaceae.